GAACCAGUUGUCUUCUGGCUGUCGAACUGUCGGCGGCAUUGUUAUUAAUUCACAUAAAUUCACAUAUAUAUAUAUAAAUAUAUCUUUGUGGGUUUAUAGUUUUUGAGCCUGUGACUGUGAAAGUGAAAAAUUGAAAAAUUUUUUUUGACAUUAAUUUGUUCUGAUUUUUUUUUUCUCAAUUACAUACUCAAGAUCUACUAAAUGUGCUCAAUAGCAAUGCCUUCGGAGUUGAUGGGUCACAGUCCACCAGUCUAUGGGCACCAUCAUUUUUUAUACAACCCAUUAAUGGUUACCGCGGCGUCGACCCCCGCGACCCGCGGAACUAAAAUAAGACCGUGUAUAACUACGACAAUUGAUGGGUUGUCAAGUGGGAUAACUAUUAAUUUUAAUAAAAAUAAUAGUAGCAAUUUAAAUAAUAGUACCAAUAAUAGUAAUAAUAUUAAUAAUAACAAUUCUAAUAAUAAUAGUGUUAUUAAUAACAGUAGUAAUGGGAGUGGGGUCGAAUGUAAACAAAAGAAACGAGUGGUGUUUGCUGAUGACCGCGGGAGACCUUUAACACAAGUCCGUGUGAUGUCAGAGCCAAGCAAUAUGCCCCCGGCAUUGUGGACAAAUGCGUAUUUGUCAAAAGUAACACGUGACAUGCAAGCUGAGACAACAACAAACCCAUGGAUCGCACAUUUCCAACAGCCAGCGAGUGAUUAUUUGGCUUUCAGACAUAAGUUGGAUCAAAACUCGGUCAGUCUCGAGAACGUCAUAAUCCGCGAAUCCGAGCAGUGUAUCGACGGAACGAUAAAAGUUAAAAAUCUGGCUUACGAUAAAGAAGUUGUUGUGAGAACAAGCUGUGACAACUGGCAGACUCACGAAGACGUUUAUUGCACUUAUGUUCCACAGCAUGGCACUAAUGCGAUUCAACCCAAGCUUAUCUUGUACGAUACAUUUAAAUUCCGUGUCACUUUGCCUGUUACCUCUGAUAAGAUUGAGUUCUGUGUCUGUUAUCGAGUUGACGGACAAGAGUAUUGGGAUAAUAAUGACGAAAAAAAUUAUGUCAUUAAAAAACGUCCGGAGUGUCGCCGUUACUCUUCGUCAUCACAAAUGGACUUAAAGACCUCAGUGAGCUAUAAAAAUAUUUACAAUACGAUCGACACAAAUAAUAAUACUAAUAAUCACAACAAUAAUGGAGUAAUGAAAGCCGAUGAAGCCGUCAGAGCAAAUAUUUUUACUUGGAGCGAGUUCGCGUCCUGGCAGCAUUUAAACAACGAAGCGCCUUAUUGGUGAUUAAUAACUGAUGACGAUGCCAAUACUGUGAAUGUGUGUGUGCGUAAAAAAAUUUAAUUGAUGAUAUUCUGCGCACUAAAAAUUCUAAAAUAAUUCAGUGAAUUUAAAAAUCUGGACUUUGUUUUAAAAUUAUUUUUGUUAUUUAUUCAUAUUUUAUUUUAUUAAGGAUUCAUAUCAUUUUGAUAUUUUUAUGGUAAGUUUUUAUAUACUAUUAUUACUAUUAUUUUUAAAAGUGUUCUAAGAUGGGCCGGUUUGGAUGCGAGAACAAAUUUUAUUAAAUUUUAAUACGAGAGAUCUUUAAAAUUAAAUUACGACUAAACUAUUGAAUUUAUGACAAAAAUGUAUGAGAACAAAGUUAUAGAAAAUUUAAUUUCCUAUAAAAAAGGUCCUUAUCACUUUUUACGUAACUUCAAUACUUGAGCCGUGAUAUCAAUUUUAAAGCGCGCGAAAUUUAAAAAUACGAAAUUUAUGGUCUGGAAAUUUUUUAUUUUUAAAAUUAAUAUUCUCGCUAAAAUAUCAGAGUUAUGAUAAAAAUGAUAAGGACUAAAUUUGUAGGAAAUUAAAUUCUCUACAAAAAAGGUCUGAUUAAAAUUUUCGUUAAAAUCGAUAGUUUACAAGUAAUUAAAAUUUAAAGUAAUUAAUUCUAUUGAGUGGAAUCUGAUCCCAAUCUACUAUAAAAAUUCUUUCUUUUUUUAAAAAUUAUGGCGAAACUAUCAGAGAUACGACAAAAGUGAUAAGGACCAAAUUUUUAGCUCAUUAAAUUCUCUACAAAAAAGUAUUCUUUGCAUUUUUACAUAAACUCAAUAGUUGUCGAGAUAAAGUGAAAAUAAAAAUCCCAGCGUAACAAAUUUACAGACUUGUAAAUUUUCUAAAAAAAAAAUAAAAAAAAAAAAAGUACUUGCUCUACAUAAAAUAAAAAUUAUAAUAACUCACGACUAUAAAUCUUGAACAAUCUUGUUCUCCCACGUGUCCAGACCCAGACAUCCUUGUUUAUUUUUUAUCGCCGCACCUUCUGCUCUGAUAAAAAUUUUAUUUUUACUUCAAUGAAUUUAUUACUCCACAUUUAUAUUUUUUUUUUACAGACUGGUAAAUAUAUAUAAUUAAAUAUAUAUGUAUAUACUCAAUAAGACUGAAUUUUAAAAAUAAAAAACAAAAUAAUAAUUAAAAUAACUACUCAAGAGAUUAAUUACUGAGAGUAGAAGACUGAUCUUAUAUAUUUACUGGUUUUUAAUUUGAAAAA
Messenger RNA from Microplitis mediator, 2515 nucleotides. RefSeq names its product protein phosphatase 1 regulatory subunit 3C (gene Gbs-70E). Gene Ontology annotation, molecular function: glycogen binding; protein phosphatase 1 binding. The record is from RefSeq and is a predicted model, not a curated record. Gene Ontology annotation, cellular component: protein phosphatase type 1 complex. The coding region runs from base 202 to 1275 and encodes 357 amino acids. Gene Ontology annotation, biological process: regulation of glycogen biosynthetic process. The transcript is spliced from 4 exons. NCBI's taxonomy places the organism in Eukaryota, Metazoa, Arthropoda, Insecta, Hymenoptera, Braconidae.